Molecule: messenger RNA, 246 nt
Organism: Gregarina niphandrodes
Lineage: Eukaryota; Apicomplexa; Conoidasida; Eugregarinorida; Gregarinidae
Product: 40S ribosomal protein S27
Exons: 2
Coding region: 1-246 (81 amino acids)
Biological process (GO): translation; ribosomal small subunit assembly
Cellular component (GO): cytosolic small ribosomal subunit; ribosome
Molecular function (GO): RNA binding; structural constituent of ribosome
Source: RefSeq, a predicted model, not a curated record
AUGGCUGUCGUCGACCUUGCUAGACCUACUGAAGAAGCCGAGCUUCGCAAGCAUAAAAUGAAGAGACUCAUCCCCUCUCCUAACUCAUAUUUUAACGAUGUGAAGUGUCCUGGCUGCUAUAGCAUUCAGACUGUGUUCUCGCACGCCUCGUCCGUGGUGGUGUGCAAGGGGUGCUCCUCCGUGAUUGCCCGCCCCACCGGCGGCAAGGCGGCCCUGGAGUCCGGCACCGAGAUGCGAAGAAAGUAA